AUGGCCCCGCCCGCCCCGUCUCGCGCCAGAGCGAUGUCGCGGCUAUGGUCCAAGGAUGAGGAGCUGGCCAAGAAGGAUGACGACCUACGACACGGUCACGGUCACGGCCACGGUCACGGCCACGGCCACGGUAGCUCCCAGCACUGGCAACCGUCCUCGACAUCGCGCACGCCCCGUCGGAGCUCCGUCUUCCGCCUGGUAGCCUACCUCGCCGCCGCUAUACUGCUCAUCGUCACCGUGUCCAAGCUCAUGGCCGCGGGCUCAUCCUCGACUUCGGCUUCGACCCGUCCUCACUCGGCCGCAUACCCCCCCGACGGCCAAUCCUCCCCCCCUCGUCCUCCUUACCAGAAAUCGCCCCCUACGCAGCAGAUAAAGCGACCAGGACAGCAGCAGGUCAAGCCCGGAGGAGGUGGUGGCGGAGGGGAGGGAGGAGGAGCAGGAACAGGAACGGAAACAGGAACAGGAGGAGGAGGAGGAGGAGGAGGACGGCCACCAAAGACGACGGAGCAGACUCGCAACUACAACGGUCCCAUAAAGCUGCCCAACCUCGCCAGCACCAUACAGGCAAUCGGCCGUACUGGUGGCAAGCAGCCCGCCAACCGCAACGUCAUGUUCGCCGCCGCCAGCCUGAGAAGCUUCUCUACCCUGGCCCCCAUGGCCUGCGAGAUGGCCAGGGAACGACAGAAUUACGUCCACUUUGUCUUCUUCGGCCGCAGCGACAUACCCCUCCAGGUCAUGCUCGAGGUCAAUGGCGUCGAUCCCUCGUGUCAGGUCAUUCUCCAUGACGCUCGGCCAGAUCAUCUUGCCACGUCCACCGAGACUAGGAUGAAGCUCGCUGUCGCGAGGACACUGAAACUCAUCAAUGAAUACAUGCACCCCCAGGCCAUCAUUGUCGACUCCACCCGAGACGAGGACGCCUACUUCCUCGACGGUUUGCGAGACCAGAUCCGCAGCAUGCGGUCUGCUCUCGUUGAGCUCCCCGAGAGACCGGGGACCCGUCUCGCCUGGAUCAGCAAGCUCGAUUCCGGCGCUCUGGCUGCAUGGGACAAGGUCCACGUAGACAUCGUCAUCCAAGCCCCCUCCAACGGCAUCGGCAACCUCAACAGGCUCCUCCGAUCCUUGUCAGAGGUCGACCUGGGCGCCAUGUCCACCCCCCAGCUGACCAUCGAGCUACCCAACAAACUCAACCCCCCCAUCGAGAGGCUCCUCGCCGACUUCCAGUGGCCCCCGCGCACCAGCAUCGCCGGCCACCGACCGCACAUGCUCUCGCUACGCCACCGCAUCUCCCCCGCGAAGAUGUCCGAGGAGGACAGCUCGGUGCGCUUCCUCGAGUCGUUUUGGCCCAACGACCCCGCCUACUCGCAUGUUCUCGUCCUCUCUCCCCACACGCAGGUUACGCCUCAAUUUUUCCACUACCUAAAAUACUCUCUUCUCCACUACCGGUACUCCAACGCGGCAACUGUCCGCGACUGGCCCUCGAAGCUCAUGGGACUCAGCUUCGUCGCGCCCACCAAGAAACUGGAUGGAUCUCAGCUGCCCAGUCUCCCCGAGCCCUCGUCCUCCGAGGGGGAGGAGGCCGGGUCGUCUCCCUUUCUCUGGCAGGCCCCCAACAGCGAGGCCAUGCUCUUCCUGGGCUCACGCUGGGCCGAGCUGCAGGGGUACAUAUCGCGGCUGAUGGAGCGACAGCGUGACGAGGAGACGGAGGUGCCGUCCAAGGCCGAGUCGCUCCUCUCCCACAAGGAAGUCAGCAAGAAGUACCCCGCGUGGGCGGAGCACGUCCUCCAGCUGUGCCGUCUGCGCGGCUACCGCACCCUAUACCCGGGCCGCGAUACGGCCGCCGUCAUCCUGGGCGUGCAUGACGACGUCCCCGACGUGCCGGACGAGUACGCCGACGACGCCGACGCCGCAAAGGACAGCAUCGACGGCGAGGACGAGGCCGCCUACGUCUUCGACGCGCACUGGCAGGUCGACAUGCGCCACACCCUGCCCGGGGACGGCGCGCUGCCCGACCUUGGACGUCUGCCCCUCCUGGCGUGGGACGGGCAGAAGAUGGAGGCGGGCGAUCUCGAGGCCGACGCAAAGGUGUACUCGGUACGCUUCCGGAAGGAGGUUGGCCGCUGUACGAAUGACGGGGAUGGGAAGCCUCUCGACGACAGGACUGCUAGUGACUUGUUUUGUACGUGA
Molecule: messenger RNA, 2184 nt
Organism: Geosmithia morbida
Lineage: Eukaryota; Fungi; Ascomycota; Sordariomycetes; Hypocreales; Bionectriaceae
Exons: 5
Coding region: 1-2184 (727 amino acids)
Source: RefSeq, a predicted model, not a curated record